GGCUGUAGUUUGAUAAUGAAUUUACAUUAUUUUUCUCCAUAUACUAUUUUGCAGAUAAAUACUACUAUAUACGAUGGGGUAAAUACAUGCAUUGAAGGCGGAAAUUGCACUGCAACUGAGAACAAACUCUUCAGAGACUUUAGGUUGGAAUUCUUAAAUGCUUUGCCCAAAGGAAAUAAUCCUAAAUUAAGAGGAGCUUUCAUUGACGCACGCAAUCAUCAUACCCAAGUCCAAGGAUGGUGGUCUCCUAAAAAUGUCACCACCGUUAAAAAUUUGAAUCUAAUGAAGGCAUUUGGUGAUUGGUACUAUGAUCGGAACUACACCUAUGUGAUAGAUGAGCGUGACUUGCCAAUCUCGGCUAUGAAUGAUGUUAAACCUUGCGACUCCAAGAAGUGACGAUGUGCAGUGUUUAAUUAAAAUCUAUAAUUAUGUCAAUGCAUGUAAUUUUAGUGACCUGAUGUAUGAGUUGAUUUGUUGCUAAUAUAAAUCAAUAAAGUGUUUAAUUGUGGUUUAAUUCA
Messenger RNA from Nicotiana tabacum (common tobacco), 518 nucleotides. NCBI's taxonomy places the organism in Eukaryota, Viridiplantae, Streptophyta, Magnoliopsida, Solanales, Solanaceae. The record is from RefSeq and is a predicted model, not a curated record.